CUUCCUCAAAUGCGACGGCCCGAUGAGCACCGGCCAUGGAGCCGCAGGAAGAGGCGCCGACGCUCCGGGAUGCCGUCGCUCGGUCGCCGGGGGCCUCGAUGCCUCCGCGGCUCGAUGAAGAAGAGCGGCCGGAGGGCGGCGCGUCGCUAGAAGCCGACGGCGCGGGAGCGGACGGGCUGUGGGAGCUGCCCGUGGAGCACGCAGAGCGCAGGCCCGAAUGCAGCCGCUGCAGCCGGCCCCAGAAAGUGUGUUUAUGUCCAUUUCUACCAGUACACCCACUCCAUAUCUCUACCCAAUUGUACAUAAUUCAGCAUCCAGCAGAGGAAAGCAAAGUGUUACGGACAGUUCCUCUGCUCACAGCAUGCCUCCCCCAGGACAAGUGUAAAGUUAUGAUUGGUCGUCGCUUCAGCGAAGAAAGGGAUGUUGAACUUUCAACUGUUUGCCGGAAGUCUGGUACAUUAAUAUUAUAUCCAGGUGCUGAGGCUACUAAUUUGGAAGAAUUUAUUACAGAUGCUCCUGUUUAUCCUUCCACAAUCAUCCUCAUUGAUGGUACAUGGAGCCAGGCUAAGGAUAUCUUUUAUAAGAAUUCUUUAUUCCGACUUCCCAAACAGGUGCAGCUAAAAACUAGUACUUCUAGCCAGUAUGUAAUUCGGAUGCAACCAACGAAUAGGUGCCUUUCCACCCUGGAGUGUGCUGCUGUUGCCCUUUCCAUCUUGGAGAAGAACCAUGACAUACGUGAGACUUUGCUUCAUCCUCUUCAAGCUCUGUGCUCUUUCCAGCUUCAGCACGGUGCUCAGAUUCGCCUCAGCAAGGAGUAUCUCCUGAAGAACGGGUUGUAUCCGAAGCCAAUGCCCAAAAACAAGCGCAAACUCAGGAAGAUGGAACUGCUAAUGAACAGCGUUAAAAUUUAGUACAGUGCUUCUCCCGGUGCUAGUUUACCCGUUACCUUUUCAGCCAGCUUAGGCCUGAGGAGCUUGGACUCCAAAGGAUAGCUGCCAGCAAUCUUGCACUGAAGGGGGAAGGAAACCAAACAGCCAUAAAACUACAAGAAACAAUUUCAGUGACUAUGAAAAGUGAAAUUUCAUACUGUGUUGGUUUUGAAAAUGUGCCUCUAAUACAUAUUUUCAUGUUUAUAAUUUACAAAUAUGAUUAGGUAUUGGGCUACACUUACUUACAAAACGAAGAAAAUCGUGCCUGGUUGGACCACUGUUGCUUCAGUGAAUAUUUAUAGAUGACUACACAUGGGUCAGUGAAUGAUAAAAUGAAUCCUGCACCAGUUUGCAGCCUUGUGUGUGAACUUUAGAAUUUGAAAUAAGUUGUAACACAAAAUAAUGAUAGUCACAUGUUGAGAUUGAGUUAUUUAUUUCACAAGAUAAUAUAAAGGAAUGAAAAACUAUUGUUUAUGGGCUAAACUUAAUGUCAGCAAAUGUAAUACAUGGUUUCUGUUAAUUGCCCAAAUUCUUAACGAGUGCAUUUAAUUUUGAAAUGGCAUACAUUUUCAUUUGGGAUUGCUUUGGACAAGUUUUUUUAUUGUUUAUUGAACAGGUUUAUUGGUUGUGGUAAACUGAUUUUUAAUGAAGUUUCCAUAUGGAAAUAACUGAAGUAGAAUAUAACACAACUAUUAUUUUGAGAACAUAUUUCUCUAAGUUGCUCUAUUUAAAUAUUUUUAUAGAGGGCAAAAACUUUCACUAUAAAAAAGUAAAUUCCUCAACCCUGUUAAGAAAAUAUUUAGUGAGGAUUUUCAUGUAGAAUAAUAGAAAUUUAAGUAAAGUGUGUUUGCAUCCAAAUUUACUCCAGUGAGGUUCAUGUUUUGACAAGAAGCAGGGGCUUUGUUUUGACCUUCAUUCAUGAUGGCUAGAGUUACCUGUAUCAAAUGUUAAAGUGGAAGAAAAAAGUACUAUGCAGCUUAAAGGUGAGCUUGAUAAGUAAGUGUGUAGAUGUACAUGAACAUAUACUAAUGGCAGUUUCUAACAGUUUUUCAUGCUCAUGUAUUUGAUUAAUUUUUCACUUUUACUAAGAUUAGACUCUUAUUAAGAGCUGUAAUGCUGGUCACACUUAUAGUGCUAACAAAAAUGUAGGGAAAUUAUGCAGAAACUAUUUAACAAUACUAAAAUUUAGCUGGGUGUGGUGGUGCACGUCUUUAAUCCCAGCACUCAGGAUCACUGUGAGUUAGAGGCCACCCUGAGAACACAGAGUGAAUUCCAGGUCAGCCUGGACUAGGGUGAGACCCUACCUUGAAAAAUCAAAAAUAAAAAAACCUAAAAUUUAGAUUUCUGUCUUGUUGACCAUUUGCAUUUAAAAACAAGUUAGUUCUUUAUACUCUGAAUGCCUAAUACCAAAUAAUUGUAUUAUAAUAAAGAAGUAGUAUUGUGUAUAAUGGUUUUUAAACAAAUGGGUUAAAAUCAUUUUGCAGUGAUCUUUAUGCUAAAAUUAAACCCAACAAACUUCUUUUAGUGUUGUGAUUUCUCCUUAGGAAAAGUCCUCCAUGUGACACCAUUUACAUUUCAGCUUCAGUCAUCUUGGCCAUUUCAGUUAACUUCUGUGUUCAUCUUUUAAAGAUAUUCUCGUGUAUUUUUUUUUUAACACUUAAGAUUCAUUGUUUUUGGAGAUAUAUUAAAUUUCCUGUAAGAAGGUAUAGCUGGCUACAGAGGAGAUGGCAGAGUCACAAGCUUCCUGCGUCGGUGAAUCUAGAGAAACGCAUCAAGUGCAUGACCGCGAGAGAGGUGGGACGUGUGGAAAGACAGAGCAGAGACCAGACGGAAUCCAGACAUGCUGGUUUAGACUCGCAAAAAAACAAAAACA
Molecule: messenger RNA, 2802 nt
Organism: Jaculus jaculus (lesser Egyptian jerboa)
Lineage: Eukaryota; Metazoa; Chordata; Mammalia; Rodentia; Dipodidae
Gene: Dtwd2
Product: DTW domain containing 2
Exons: 6
Coding region: 36-911 (291 amino acids)
Source: RefSeq, a predicted model, not a curated record